AUGUCGGAAUCCCACGACGCAGGACUUGUUCGUCCCCGCCCUCCAUCCAACCUCUUUGUCUCGACAAAGAACUCUUCGCAGGCGCACUCUCCUUCUCGCCAGUACACGCUCCCCUCGCCGCCUCUGUCCGACUCGUCGGACGCUGCUGCCGGUGCUCUCGACUUUGAUCUUGAGCCCCUUGACCACAUUGUAGCGCGUCACACAACCCCUUCGGGAUCAGAGCACGACCCCUUCGUCGCGUCCCCCCAGUCGUCGACCACGCUUGUUUCCCCCAAGCUCUCUACCCUCACCGGCCUCUCGCCCACGUCUUUCAAGUUUGACGGACUCGACGUUUCUGCUGUUGCCGCUGCCGGUCUCUCUUCGAGCACCGCCACUUCGCCUACCACCACCGCAGAGGCCCUGAGCGUCCACCACCUCGAGCGCUUCCUCCACUACAAGGCCCUCGCAGCUCAGGCACAGGCUGAACUAUCACUCUCUCUCCUCGAGUCGCGCCAGCCAAUGGGCACUGAAGACGUUCUCAAGAACGCUCGCAACGCCAUGCUUUCCCUCCAGACCCACCAGCCUGCCCCCUUCUUCUCGGCCCCCGCCCCGUCGGCUGCCGCGGGAUGGAACCAGACCUUCACGUACCAGCAGCAGCACCACCAGCAGCAGCAGCACGUGUUCCACGCCCAGGCUCAGGCCCAGUCGCACCUGCAGGCUCACGAGGCUGCCGCUCAGCAGGCCGCCGCUGCCCAGCGCAACGCCAUGACCAACUACUACAUGCCUCAGCGCACGUCGUUUGACGGCACUGCCCCCGGCGUGCCCCAGGCUCCCUCGCUCUGGUCGCGCCAGUCGGCUAGCACGUCGGUCUCGGGUGCUUCGCCCCCCUUCCCCUCGACCCCAACCUACAGCGCUUCGGCCACGCUCGCCGACGCCAAGCACCCCUCGUUUGCCACCACCGGUCCCUCGCUCCCCGCCAUUGACGGCGAGAACGAGAUCGAGGCCGACGAGCUUGAGUUUGGCUCGCCCGAGGCCGACGACUCGCACUCGAACGUGUCGAUUCCCAACCUCCACGGUGGCGGCCGCGGCUACGUCCCGGGCAAGACCCCCGACGACCCCAAGAAGCGCCACAAGUGCACCGUCUGUGGCCGUGGUUUCGCUCGCGUCUUCAACCUCAAGUCGCACGUCCAGACCCACGACCCCCUCCGCCCCAAGCCCCACCAGUGCCCCCACCACAUGUGCAAGCGCUCCUUCUCGCGUCUGCACGACCUCGAGCGCCACCGCCAGGGCAUCCACUCGGAUGGCCCCCUCGUCGACGCCAAGCGCCAGGGCGUGUCGCCCUCGGUCGUCCGUGCUCAGAGCCGGAUGCAGCGUCGCGCCGAGGCCGGUGGCCUCAUCUAA
This is a messenger RNA of Vanrija pseudolonga, 1380 nucleotides long. It is a transcript of the gene ACE2, whose product is annotated as Cell wall transcription factor ACE2. The record is from RefSeq and is a predicted model, not a curated record. The transcript has a single exon. NCBI's taxonomy places the organism in Eukaryota, Fungi, Basidiomycota, Tremellomycetes, Trichosporonales, Trichosporonaceae. The coding region runs from base 1 to 1380 and encodes 459 amino acids.